CAUUUCUUGGUAUUCCCAUUUUCAACAUGACCCAUGAAUGGAAAGGGGGAAAGUCUUGCAGGUAAAGAAGGUUUCUGCCUGUCCUCACUGAUCUUUGGCUUCUUUCUUCACCAGGGAAAUGAAAAUUCUAUGGAGCCAUCUCUUGGGUACAGUAAGGAAACCAGUAAUAUGGGAAGAAGAAAUAAUCUCAAGGUGAUGCUCUUGCUGACUUGAGUUCACUUACAGAAAAGAAAGGGAAAUAGUGCCAAGUAUCCGUAUUGCAAUUCAACAACCAUAUCACUGUUGACAUGGAGGAGAGAGCAUUUAAAUGCCUGGAGUGCGGAAAGAGUUUUACUCAGAAGGUUCAUCUCCAGCAACAUGAAAGUACUCACACUGGGGAGAAACCCUAUAAGGACUUGGAGUGUGGACAGAGCUACACUCAAAAUUCAAUGCUACGUUUGCAUCAAAGAAUUCAUACUGGGGAGAAACCCUAUGCAUGUCUGGAAUGUGGAAAGAGCUUCAAAUAUAAUUCAGUUCUACGUUUGCAUCAAAGGACUCACACUGGGGAGAAACCCUAUGCAUGCCUGGAAUGUGGAAAGACCUUCACUUAUAAAUCAGUUCUACGUGUGCAUCAAAGGACUCACACUGGGGAGAAACCCUAUAAAUGCCUGGUGUGUGGAAAGAGCUUCACUCAUAGUUCCCAUCUACAUAGACAUCAUAGAACUCACACUGGGGAGAAAUCUUAUGCAUGCCUGGAGUGUGGACAGAGCUUCAGUGAGAAUGGAAGUCUACGUGUGCAUGAAAGGACUCACACUGGGGAGAAACCCUAUACAUGCCUAGAGUGUGGACAGAGCUUCACUCGGAGUUCAGAUCUACGUUCACAUCAAAGGAUUCACACUGGGGAGAAACCCUAUAAAUGCCUGGAGUGUGGACUGAGCUUCACUCAAAGUUCAAGUCUACGUUCACAUGAACGGACUCACACUGGGGAGAAACCCUAUAAAUGCCUGGAGUGUGGACAGAGUUUCAGUCGGGGUCCAUAUCUACGUUCACAUCAAAGAACUCACACUGGGGAGAAAUCUUAUACAUGCCUGGAGUGUGGACAGAAGUUCAGUCAGAAUGGAAAUCUAUGUUCGCAUCAAAGAACUCACACUGGGGAUAAACCCUAUAAAUGCCUGGAGUGCGGACAGAGCUUCACUAAUAAUUCAAGUCUGUGUGUGCAUCAAUGGAUUCACACUGGGAAGAAACCCUAUAAAUGCUUGGAGUGUGGACAGAGCUUCACUAAGAAUUCAAAUCUACGUAGGCAUCAAAGGACUCACACUGGGGAGAAACCGUUUAAAUGCUUGGAAUGUGGACAGAGCUUCACUCAGAAUUUAUAUCUACAUAGGCAUCAAAGGACUCACACUGGAGAGAAACCGUUUAAAUGCUUGGAGUGUGGACAGAGCUUCACUGAGAAUGGAAGUCUACGUGUUCAUCAAAGGAUUCACACUGGGGAGAAACCCUACAAAUGCCUGGAGUGUGGACAGAGCUUCAUUAGGAGUACACAUCUACGUUCGCAUCAAAGGACUCACACUGGGGAGAAGCCGUUUAAAUGCUUGGAGUGUGGACAGAGCUUCACUGAGAAUGGAAGUCUACAUAGACAUCAAAGGAUUCACACUGGGGAGAAACCCUACAAAUGCCAGGAGUGUGGACAGAGCUUCAUUAGGAUUACACAGCUAAGUUCACAUCAAAGGACUCACACUGGGGAGAAACCGUUUAAAUGCUUGGAGUGUGGACAGAGUUUCACUGAGAAUGGAAGUCUACGUGUGCAUCAAAGGAUUCACACUGGGGAGAAACCUUAUACAUGCCUGGAGUGUGGACAGAGCUUCACUCAGAAUUCAGGUCUACGUCUGCACCAAAGGACUCACACUGGGGAGAAACAGUUUAAAUGCUUGGAGUGUGGACAGAGCUUCACUCAGAGUUCAAAUCUACGUUCACAUGAACGGACUCACACUGGGGAGAAACCCUAUAAGUGCUUGGAGUGUGGACAGAGCUUUUCGCAGCAUGGACAUCUACGUUCGCAUCAAAGGACUCACACUGGUGAGAAACCCUAUGCAUGCCAAGAGUGUGGAAAGACCUUCAGUGAGAAUGGAACUCUACGUUCACACCAAAGGACCCACACUGGGGAGAAACCCUUUAAAUGCUUGGAAUGUGGGCAGAGCUUCACUCAGAAUUCACAUCUACGGCAGCAUCAAAAGAUUCACAUUGGGGAGAAACCCCAUAAAUGCUUGGAGUGUGGACGGAGCUUCACUGCGAGUGGAAAUCUACAUUUGCAUCAAAGGACUCACACUGGGGAAAAACCCUAUAAGUGCCUUGAAUGUGGACAGAGCUUCACUUCUAAUUCAGGUAUACGUUCACAUCAAAGGACUCACACUGGGGAGAAACCCUAUAAAUGCUUGGAGUGUGGACACAGCUUCACUAACAGUGGAGACUGUGCAUGCGUCAACGAGAGUAGACUUGCCUAAUUUCUCUCCUAACUACAAGCACAAUUAAAGCCUCAAAAAGCCCAUAAAGUGUCUUAAAUGUCUCCCUAUCUGGGGUGUAGAUCAAAAGAGAAAAGAG
Anolis sagrei ordinatus is the source of this 2577-nucleotide messenger RNA. The record is from RefSeq and is a predicted model, not a curated record. NCBI's taxonomy places the organism in Eukaryota, Metazoa, Chordata, Lepidosauria, Squamata, Anolidae.